AUGCCUUAUUUUCCACCUGGCUCUCGUAGUGAAUUACUUGAUGCAUCAGUGAUAGACAAGAGAAUAAUAUGCAAACAAAUUGAAAUUCAAACAAAAGAUCAUUGUAAACUUUCAGGCAUCAUUGUUCGUAAUAAGCCAUCUAACUAUAUAGAUCACGAAAACACAAGUCCCUAUGGUGUGCAGGAUGGGGAUCCAAUAUUAAUUUAUUUUCAAGGCAAUGCAGGAAACGUAAUAGUUCGACUUCCCAUCUUUAUAUUGACGCUCUUAUCAGCGAGGAAUAGCCAAUUAAGCAAUUUAACAAUAAUCGCGCCAAGUUAUCGAGGUUAUUGGCAAUCAACCGGCAGACCAUCCGAACAAGGCCUUCAAUUAGACGCAAUUGCCAUCUAUGAAUAUAUUCAUCAAAAGUUUCCCACGAAUCCACUUUAUCUUUAUGGCCACUCAUUGGGAGGCGGCGUUGCAAUCUAUUUAGCGAAACAAGUCCAAGAUUACAACAACAAUCAUCAAUUACGAGGUAUAAUCCUCGAAAAUACAUUUACCUCAAUCAAAGACAUGAUAGUCACGAUAUACCCACAAAAGUGGUUGCCUUAUCGAUAUCUUAUCAAUCUUCCGUUUCUGCUUAGAAAUAAAUGGGAUAACGUUGCCACAAUCCGGGAGAUCAAAGUUCCCACCUUAUUCUUGUCAUCACGUAAUGAUGAAAUUGUUCCGCAAAAACAAAUGCGUCAGCUAUAUUUUGUUGCUGAAAAGGCUCCGAAAAAAAUUUGGAAAGAGUUUAGGAAUGCAUUACAUCAGGACACUUUUUUACAGAAUGGGUAUUCAGAGGCAAUUAUUGAAUUUAUUAGAGAUACUAUGAAAAAAAAAUUAAGCCAAUGA
This is a messenger RNA of Ambispora leptoticha, 870 nucleotides long. Lineage: Eukaryota; Fungi; Glomeromycota; Glomeromycetes; Archaeosporales; Ambisporaceae. The record is from the annotation of a GenBank genome assembly.